GCCCAUGCCUGGUGAGUCAGUGAAGCAUGUGCAUGAAUGGGAACAUGGAGAUUGGAUAGCCGUCGUCGUGAAUCUUCUUUCUGUUGUUGGGUAAGCAAGUGGGUGUUUGUUGUUAGCUAAUUGAAUGAGUGACUGAAUCGUAAACCGAUAAGGGGAAAAGAAUAGUAGUUGGAAAAGGGGAUUUAGGAUCCAAUUCCCAUCCAUGUGAGGGAGGGGUGAAAAGAAAGGGCAAUUGGGAAUUUGGAUUGGAGUUCGAGGGGAUGGCAAAAAAAAUGUCCCACGUGCUCAAAUUUUGUCAGUUAACCAUGAAAGACUGAGGCAGUCUUUCAAUCCUCCAUUUCUAGGUAGGGUCUCUCUCUCUCUCUCUCUCUCUCUCUCUCUCUCUCUCUCUCUCAACAACCAUGCCUUCCGAGAUGCAACGAAUUCGAUUUUAUGCAAAAUCACUAAGGUCCCCGCAAAACUAAUAACCAACUAAUAGACAACUAGUUGUAGAAACUUGUGAUUGACUUAAUGACCAAAAUCCAACAAGAAGAGCACUAGAUAAUGGGGCAACCAAUCCCCCAAACGAUCAUGAUAUCAUUACUAAUCUUAAAGAUUGACAAAGCAUAAUAUAAUAAAGUGUCCACAGUGGAGUUGCUGAUCAUAAAGAAGCAUCCCACUCCCCGUUUGAAGUUUGGACAUAUAUUUUGGUUUCGGUUGGAUAGUAAUGGCUCAAACUCAACUGUAGAAAUCGAAAGAAGCAGAAAGCGGAAAAAACACACAAGACAAGAUUUAUGUUGUUUUCCCUUCUUGAUUCGAACGGGAUUAGUCCGCGAAGAGUUAUAUAUAAACUCUCGUAGUAAUUCUAUUAUUUUGUUCUUCAGAUUUUUGAAUUUUUGGUUGUACCGCAAAUGGAAUAUAUACAAAACCGAACUCCGCUACGCGAGUGACAUGGAAAGACAAAAUGCUGAAAUGAUCACUAUACUUGUGAUAAAUGACAAUAGGAAUCACGAGGCGAUAUGACAUAUUCUGACGUCUUUGGUUCCUCCAGGUAAUUUAGCAAUCUCAAAACGAUGUUGUAAAUCUUUAAAACAAAUUAGCCCGUAAUGCGAAAUUGUGAAUUUAGAAGAAAAACAUUCGAAUAUAACAUUUUUUUAACUUUUAUGAUCAAAACAUGUUGAAAAUAUAUUCAUUAUUAUCAUACAUUUCUAUAAAGAUUUUCCCUCAAAUUUCUCUCUCUAUAUAUAAAAACAACAACGACAUUACACCCACCACCACCCCCUCUCCCUCUUCUCUUUGCUAAUUAGCUAUAUACAUCUCUUUGGUGAGUGUUUGGCAAGUCUCUCCACCCUUCUUUCCUUCUCUCUCUCUCUCCAUAAUUCUUCUGAUUCCACCUCCAGAACCAAGAACAGGAUUGAUGAAGAAGAUCAACAUGCUGCUAAGGAAAUGCAAGAGCCUUUCCAAGCAACUCGGCAGGUCCUCGUCCUACAGCAGCUUGAGGUCAAAUAAUCCAGCUACCAACGAUCAACUAUGGCGGUCUCACAGCACAGCUCAUCACUAUCCAGAUCCUCGUCGCCACGACGACGACGAUGAUCGAAGGAUGGUGUUCGUGGGGAGCACGAGGAAGCGGUACGUGAUCAGCUCCAAGUACUUGAGCCACCCUGUGGUGAAUGCCCUGAUCGACAAGUCCUGUAGCCAUGAUGGUUGUGAUCAUCACGAUGAUGAUGAAGAUCGGACGGCUGUGGUGAAGUGUGAGGUGGUUCUGUUCGAUCACUUGCUCUGGAUGCUGGAGAAUGGCGAUCCAAGCAGCCUCAGCUUGGAUUCCUUGCAGGAGCUUGCGGAUCUCUAUGUGUUCUGAUGUAAUGAUGGUAAGGGGGAAAAUGAAAUGGUACUAUGAAUGAUAUGAUAAUAACAAGUUGAGGUUUGUUUGUUCUUGUAUUUCUUUUGCGGGGUCCGAUCGGUCGUGUUGGAAAAAUUGGGGGACUUGGUUGAUCGUAGUCGUAGGUAACAAGAUUUGUUUUGGUUUCGUGGGUUGAUAUCUCUAUGUAUACAUAAAAUGUAAUGUGGUCGAUUGUUUUAUCGUGGCAAGGGUUAACUAAUCAUGACUUGUUAUUUGUACUAAUAUUCUUUGGUUUUGCUAGUGUUCUUAUAUUUUCAUUCUUUAUUCACGACAAGAGUUGAAUUGAAUAUAGCAUAUAGAGCGUGUGUUAAAAAUACUCGACGAAUCGCAAUUUUAUUUCCAUUUUAGAACGUUAAUUAUGGAUAACAACUAUUACCCAUCAUUUGUGUGUGGUUCUCAUAUCAAAUUAGUUUCCUUGAAAGAACUAGGUACAAUACACAUCAAGAUAGUAA
Linum trigynum is the source of this 2331-nucleotide messenger RNA. Lineage: Eukaryota; Viridiplantae; Streptophyta; Magnoliopsida; Malpighiales; Linaceae. The record is from the annotation of a GenBank genome assembly.